AUGGCCAAGGCGACCAUCAAAGAAGUGCCUGCCUCUGACAGUGAGGAAGAGGAGCCCAGGUCGGCCAAGAAGUCCACGUCUGCGUCCAGAAACGCGUCAGCGAACAAAGGACACGCCUCGGACGCGGUGGCGGCGGAAGAGGAGGAAGGCAGUGGCUCUGACGGGGAGGAAGAGGAGGAGUACGAGAUUGAGGCCAUUUUGGACGCGAAACACGGGACGUUCCCCGGGGGCAGAGUAGGCUACCUCGUCAAAUGGAAGGGCUAUGGCGAGGAGCACAAUAGCUGGGUUGACGAGAAAGACGCAGUAGGCGCAAAGGAGCUCAUCGACGAGUAUUGGAAAAAGGUAGGCAAGAAGCGCAAGUCAGACGCGAAGCCCAAGCCCGCGGUGAAGCCUCCAAAGUCGAAAGAGGAGUCGGACGAGGAGCCAGCUCAGCCCGCCAAGAAGCGUGGCCGGCCUUCCAAAGGGCAGACCAAGCCUGUAGAUGAGGACCAAGACGAGGACAUGGAGGACGAGGCACCGAAGAAGAAGCCGCGAAAGAGCACAGGGGGAGCUAGUGCGAAGGGCACAAAGCGCGGCGCGGCGGCCGCGGGGGAACUUGACGAAGAGAGUAACUACGCGGACAUGUCCAAGUGGAAGGAUCUCGCCACUUGGGAACAUCUCGUCCAGUCAAUUGACACCGUUGAGCGCACGGAAAACAACACGUUGUUGGUUUACUUCACGCUGAAAAAUGGUAAAGGACAAGGAAGAGAGACAUCAGACGUUUGCAAGAAAAAAAUACCUUACAAACUCAUCGAGUUCUACGAGAGCAAUCUCCGAUGGAAGCAGACAGACGAAGACGCUAUGGAGGAGUAA
Dichomitus squalens LYAD-421 SS1 is the source of this 852-nucleotide messenger RNA. RefSeq lists its product as uncharacterized. The transcript has 5 exons. The record is from RefSeq and is a predicted model, not a curated record. Gene Ontology annotation, cellular component: pericentric heterochromatin; nucleus. NCBI's taxonomy places the organism in Eukaryota, Fungi, Basidiomycota, Agaricomycetes, Polyporales, Polyporaceae. The coding region runs from base 1 to 852 and encodes 283 amino acids. Gene Ontology annotation, biological process: chromatin organization; negative regulation of transcription by RNA polymerase II. Gene Ontology annotation, molecular function: chromatin binding.